Molecule: messenger RNA, 649 nt
Organism: Contarinia nasturtii (swede midge)
Lineage: Eukaryota; Metazoa; Arthropoda; Insecta; Diptera; Cecidomyiidae
Product: cytochrome P450 4d1-like
Exons: 2
Coding region: 73-504 (143 amino acids)
Molecular function (GO): iron ion binding; heme binding; monooxygenase activity
Source: RefSeq, a predicted model, not a curated record
GUUGACGUAUUUGGAACGAACACCAAAGAACCCACAACACUAGCGAAAUUAAAUCAACUAUCGUAUUUGGAAAUGACAGUAAAAGAAACAUUACGUUUAUUCCCAUCAGUUCCGUUUAUCGGUCGAAAACUUUUAGAUGACAUUGAACUAACUGAGAAUCGAGUAAUUCCAGCCGGUUCAAACAUAAUAGUUCCGAUUUAUUCCAUGGGUCACAAUGAAAAAUACUUUGAAGAUCCAGAAACAUUCAGACCCGAAAGAUUUUUGGUCGAACGAUCGAUGGAAAAACAAAAUGCAUUCACUUACAUCCCAUUUUCAGCCGGACCGCGCAAUUGUAUUGGACAAAAGUUUGCUAUGUAUGAGAUCAAAAGCAUUGUAUCGAAAAUUCUGCGCAAUUUUGAAAUUGUGUUAACUAAUGAAAGCGAAACGUAUCCGGUUUUGUGUUCAGAGCUUGUACUGCGGUCGGAUAGCCGAAUAAGCUUCUAUUUCAAACCAAGGGUCUAUUAAAUAUUUUCUUAUUAUUUGUAAGUGUUCUUUUGACGUUUUCACUGUGUAAAUUACUUUGAAAAAAUUCAUUUCUUCUGUUGCAUUUUCUAUUCAUUGAGAAAAAAAAAUCGUAUUUUGGAAAAUAAAAAAAAUGUGUGAAAAUUUA